AUGUCAGGCAUAGUUUGGGAGAAUGGAUGGCGAUGGAUCUUUAUUCUUGAAGGUAUCGCCACGGUCGUUGUGGCUGUCGCAGCAUAUUGGUUCAUUGAGAACUAUCCCGACACGUCCAAGUUCCUCACCAAGAGCGAGCGGUCUUUUAUUCAUGAGCGUCUGCAUGCGGAUAGUGACGCUAUCCGUCAAGAGAAGUUCAGUUGGGCUGCUGUGAAAGAAGCGUUCAGGGACCCAAGCUGCUGGCUUUAUGGGUUGGGCUUCCAUACUAUGAGUUUGCCAUUGUAUACACUCUCUCUGUUCCUACCCACGAUUAUCAAGGAUCUUGGCUACACAGCAGCGGUGGCACAGCUUUUGACUAUCCCACCUUACGCCGUUGCCUUUGUUACUACCCUUUGUGUUGCCAUAGCCUCUGAAAGGCUUGCGAAGCGCGCUGUUUUCAUCGCUGGUUCCUCUGCAGUUGCUGCCAUCGGAUACAUAAUUCUCCUCGCCAACACAAACCCGACCGCGCGGCCUGGCGUCUCGUAUGUGGGAACAUUCUUCGCCGCAGCUGGUAUUUACCCCGGCACCGCCUUGGUUCUCAGUUGGCCCGCUAUCAAUGUCUCUGGACAAACCAAACGUGCCAUUGCAAAUGCCAUGCAGAUCAGUAUUGGAAACCUUGGUGCGGUGAUGGGAACACAGCUGUACAGGUCGGGCGAUGGCCCACGGUUUGUGGUCGGUCACUCUAUGGCUUUAGCAUAUCUAAUUGCAAAUAUUGUUGUGGUGAGUAUUUUGGGGUGGCGAUUAAAGAAGCAGAACCAGAGUCGAGCGGCUGUCAGUGAAGAGAUCAAGCAUGUGGGCGAUGUGGAAGAUUGGAAGGGAGAUUCGGAUUCUAGAUGGCGAUUUGAGUAUUAG
Molecule: messenger RNA, 891 nt
Organism: Fusarium graminearum PH-1
Lineage: Eukaryota; Fungi; Ascomycota; Sordariomycetes; Hypocreales; Nectriaceae
Exons: 3
Coding region: 1-891 (296 amino acids)
Biological process (GO): transmembrane transport
Cellular component (GO): membrane
Molecular function (GO): transmembrane transporter activity
Source: RefSeq, a predicted model, not a curated record